Molecule: messenger RNA, 303 nt
Organism: Meloidogyne enterolobii
Lineage: Eukaryota; Metazoa; Nematoda; Chromadorea; Rhabditida; Meloidogynidae
Source: the annotation of a GenBank genome assembly
AUGGGCGCCACUCCUUGCAGAAAAAAAUGCAAGAAAAGGAAGGAAAAAUGUGCAUUCUCUUUGCGGACAUGUAGGACACCAACCGGACAUUUACCGGCUGUCCCAAACUGGGUGCCUCAUCAAUAUAUUGAAAAAGCAUACGUGCUAUAUGAUUAUGAAUCAAGAAAUGCUGAUGAAUUACGUUUAUAUCAGGGAGCGACUGUUUAUGUUUUAAAAAAGAAUGAGGAUGGGUGGUUUGAGGGAGUAAUGGAUGGAAUUACUGGACUUUUCCCUGGAAAUUAUGUUCAGACAUUACAAAAUUAA